UUCCUUUUCUUUUCCUCUAAACUCUCUCAUCAUCUAGGGAAAGCAAGAGGACGAAAGAAGAAACAGCCAAACCAAAGAGAUCAAGAAGGUUAAUUAUAAGGGAUGGCACAUUCUAUUGAGAUGAUCACAGCAGAUGACAGAACUCCACUGCUUCGUCAAAGUGUGCGCUCACAUAUGGAAGAAGGGAGGAAAGUGGAUCAUGUAAUGGAGAUAAAGGAAACAAAUAGUGAAGAUCAAUCCAGGUUGCAAACCAGUAAAUCCAGAAAACAAAUCUUUGAUGAAAGAUUUAAGGAUUUGAACAGUUGGUCAACCAAAUCAUGUACCAUAUUCAAAGUAAAUGUGGCGUUACGUGAAUCAAAUCCAGAUGCUUAUACACCAAAGUUGAUCCCCAUUGGUCCUUACCAUAACAAAAAUCCUGAACUUGGUUCGAUGGAAAAAUACAAAAUGUUGUACCUACAACAGUUUCUCCAGAGGAAAGAGGGGCUUGAUAUGGAAAGUUGCAUCAGAAAAUUGGAGGAACUGAAGGAUGAAGCACUAAAGUGUUAUGAAGAUAUAGAUUAUAAGGACUUUGAUACUGAUGAUAGCACAGGGAAAUUCGUGGAAAUGCUGUUGGUUGAUGGCUGUUUCGUGGUUGAGUAUAUUCGAGAGGAUUGUUCGGCAGAUGAGCCAAGAGAAGGCCGAAUUAUAAACACAGAUUGGAUGGUAUCUCUUGUAAAUCGUGACCUGUUGCUGCUAGAGAACCAACUUCCUUUCUCUGUCCUCACUAAGCUUCAUGAUAUGACUACGCAUCAAGGUGAAAUGUCAUUCACAAAACAAGUGGAGAAGACUUUUUUAUCUAACUUGUCGAAUAUGUGCCCUGCACCCUUGAGUGAGGUUACUACAGGUAAUGCAGACAAUAUGGAACCCAAACAUAUACGACAUGUAUUACUCAAGGCCUGUCAACCUUCAAAGACGACAACUAGCACGACAGAAUCAGAAUCAGAAUCAGAACAUUCCAGGAAAAGCUUAUGCUGGAAUCCUUUACAACUAUUUAGGCCGAAAGAAACGCAAGGAGAUACAAAGCACAUAACGUUGCAUGGCAGCAUGCCAAAUGCAACAGAGCUUUGUGAAGCUGGAGUUACAUUUUCAAAAGUUCAAAAUGUUUAUAGGUCAUCGGACACAAAUAACACCCUUGGAAAUAGGACAGUAUCACUCUUUGAUAUAAAAUUUGAGAAAGGGUUAAUGAAAAUUCCUUCAUUUGAAGUCGUUGAUCUUACGGAGACUCUCCUGCGAAAUCUCAUAGCUUUUGAACAGCAUUGGCCUGAUGUAUAUCCUACAUGUUUCAGUGAUUAUGUUACUUUCAUGGAUUAUCUUAUUGAAUCAGAAAAAGAUGUGAGUUUGCUUCGCCUGAAAGGAAUCAUCAGAAACAGGAUAGGAGAGGACAAAGAAGUGGCCAGCAUCUUCAACAAAAUGGGGAAAGGGGUCGCCGUUUCAUGUGAGGACUUCUACUACAAAGAAGAAUACAGAAAAUUAAUUCAACAUUGUGAAAAACCAUGGAACCGAAUGAAGGCAAAUUUGAGGCACAAUUAUUUUAGUAGUCCUUGGGCUGGAGCUUCAACUGUGGCAGCCGCCGUACUCCUCAUACUCACAGCAAUGCAGACAAUACUAGCUUUCAGAGCUGAUCGUAAGAAAUAGUCAUUGUUUGAAUGUCUAAUUGUUCUAAUUGUUUAAUUAUUGUGCCAAUGCUUUGUCCAUUAAAUAAUUAGAGGUGUGAAGAAGCGUAAGUUUUAUCUUUUCCUGAUGUUGUAAUGGUAUAAGAAGCAGAUUUUCAAUUAUCAACCUUUUAUCCAAAAUAAAACCCCUCUUAUAGCUAUAACAAAAAAAA
This is a messenger RNA of Nicotiana tabacum (common tobacco), 1864 nucleotides long. RefSeq names its product UPF0481 protein At3g47200. Lineage: Eukaryota; Viridiplantae; Streptophyta; Magnoliopsida; Solanales; Solanaceae. The record is from RefSeq and is a predicted model, not a curated record.